Boeremia exigua is the source of this 1406-nucleotide messenger RNA. RefSeq names its product cyclin-domain-containing protein. Gene Ontology annotation, molecular function: protein kinase binding; cyclin-dependent protein serine/threonine kinase regulator activity. The coding region runs from base 407 to 1384 and encodes 325 amino acids. The record is from RefSeq and is a predicted model, not a curated record. Lineage: Eukaryota; Fungi; Ascomycota; Dothideomycetes; Pleosporales; Didymellaceae. The transcript has a single exon. Gene Ontology annotation, biological process: regulation of cyclin-dependent protein serine/threonine kinase activity. Gene Ontology annotation, cellular component: cyclin-dependent protein kinase holoenzyme complex; nucleus.
CACUUAGCGUCACUUGACCUCGCAGGCGGCCAAAUUCCGACGACUACUUUUCCCUCCGUCCGAUAUAAUUCCCUCAAUCACCAUCACAUUCAUAACAACUUGACCAGAGCCACAUCAUCACACCUUGACCGGAACCACUUGCUACCUGACACUGCCCAACAACACUUCACCGCCAGGACCCAUUGCAGCCCUAUUGUGGAAGCCAUCAGUACCUAAACCCAAGGUACCAGCAUCAGCAGACACUUCAGCAAACGCCGUCCUUCUCUGGAUUUUCUCGAAUACCCUUGCCACCGUCAAACAGCAUUAUCCAAUAUCAGUCGCCAAACCUUCUUCAGUCCGACUCCCAAUUCCUGUAUCACUACUCAGUACAUCGGACAAUCACGGCAACCACCACAUCUGUGUCCCAAUGCUUCAAGUCUGCAACCCGACGCCCCACACCUUUCCAGAAGUGCAUCCAGAGCACUUGAUCUUCCGACUACGAGAAGUACCGUCUGCGAGAACCAUGGAGCCACCUUCGGCACCAAACCCAGCCGGCGAUGCUGGUGUCCUGCCCGAAUUCGGGUGUAUGAGCUUGCAAGAUGCGCCAUCACCACCUGCGAACGAGGAGGAGUUGGAUGUGUGCACCAUGACCCGAGAAUCUGCCAUGAAGCUGAUUGCACGAGCCAUCAUUGCAAUGGCGAACGCGGCCGGCGACGUACCUGCGACGCCACCUCUGACACGGACCAUUUCUAAGGACAACCUCAAUGCGCUCAGGGGCCAUCGUCGCGUAUCCUCCAGGCCAGCAACACCCAUCCCAUCUGACAAGGAGAACCAUCAUCGAACGCCGCUUUCGCCAGCAGAAGCAGAUCAUGACGAGCCUACGAUUGCACAUGACAUUGGCGCUGGUGCGCUACCAGAGCCCUUGCAGCGGGCAAACAUGGCGAGAAAGUUCUUUUCCAAGACCGUCCCAAAAGUGGGCGUCGAAGAGUACAUGAACCGCAUCCAGAAGUACUGCCCACUCUCAACAGCUGUCUGGCUUGCCGCUGGUUCCUACAUUCUCCGCCUGUGCGUGAUUGAUAAGGUGGUGCCUCUGACUUUCCGCACGAUGCACCGCCUGAUCCUUGCAUGCGCACUGGUCGCAAUGAAAGCGCUCGAGGAUCACCGUUGGCCACAGAAGCGAUUCGCCGCAGUCGGCGGUGUGGACGAAGGCGCCCUUUGCCGAUUGGAGCUCUGUGUGGAGUUCCUUCUAUCGUUUAACGUCCAGAUCUUCUCGCCUGAGAAGUUGAAGGAUCUUACCAUCUCGCUUCAGAAGGCGGGCCAGGCGGCCACCAUCUCCAGCAGGCUGCCCGCCUCAUUCAACCUGAAGCUAGGUACCCCUAGGAUGCGACGAGAAGUUGCUGCAUAAUUAUAGCGAAAUGUUUUCUUAG